AAGCUAAUUGAGACCUCAGAUCAACGGCUCGCCAGCUUCCAUGGCCCCAUGAGACUUUACAUCCGAAGCACGAUAUCUCUUGGCUCUCACUCAGACCUACCUCAACGGGCUUGCGCAUAGUUGCGAACAGAAAGCGAGCAUGGGAAAGGCCAGAGCCGCCACACAGAAAGAGAGAGAGAGAGAGAUGCACACCAUCCACGUCCACACCCACACACACACACACACAACUCUCAACAUCCCCCUUGCCCCUUCCUCCCCUGCGCUAGCCUCCCGGCACCGAUCGACCGGUAUCCCUGCUCUGGAUCACGGCCUGGUCGACUGUGGGGUAAGGGGAGACUCCCCUGCUUGUGACCGAUCUUCUCCUCGACGUAUUCGCAGAAUUCCAAACAUGCUACCAAGAUCCACCUCGUUGCCGCAACUCAUGUCUUGGGUCCUGGCUGACGGGAGGGAACCCCGAUCCCAGGUGGAAGCGCACACGCCCUCCCCUCGUCCUCCUCGUCCUCCUCCUUCAGGCUUCGCCCUUCUCCUCGCCUUCGCUCUCAGUCAGGACUCUGCAGUGGUUCGACCGGUUCGGCGCCAGAUCCGUCCAUCACAGGGUUGGCCCGGCUUGACAUGGACGCGCACGCCCCCUUGCUGAGCGGGACAAUCUGUGACCAGGGCAUCACAACUUGAGACUUGGCUCGCCUGGAGCCUCCAAGCAACGAGCGCACGACGUCGUCGUCCCAUUUUUUGCAACAUGUAUAAUCCUCGCUUCCUGAGCCGGCCCAGUCGUCAUCUCUUGACUUUCCUACUUUGAACAUUAACUCGGCCUUGUCCACCACCUUCUUCUUCUCCUUUUCCGACCCGGGUUACUCUUCUCUUCUUGGCCAUCCU
Colletotrichum phormii is the source of this 873-nucleotide messenger RNA. RefSeq lists its product as uncharacterized. Lineage: Eukaryota; Fungi; Ascomycota; Sordariomycetes; Glomerellales; Glomerellaceae. The transcript has a single exon. The record is from RefSeq and is a predicted model, not a curated record. Bases 140 to 637 code for a protein of 165 amino acids.